Columba livia (rock pigeon) is the source of this 2114-nucleotide messenger RNA. RefSeq names its product solute carrier family 24 member 5 (gene SLC24A5). Gene Ontology annotation, biological process: calcium ion transmembrane transport; melanocyte differentiation; intracellular calcium ion homeostasis. Bases 746 to 2017 code for a protein of 423 amino acids. Gene Ontology annotation, cellular component: membrane; trans-Golgi network. The transcript has 9 exons. Gene Ontology annotation, molecular function: calcium channel activity; calcium, potassium:sodium antiporter activity. The record is from RefSeq and is a predicted model, not a curated record. NCBI's taxonomy places the organism in Eukaryota, Metazoa, Chordata, Aves, Columbiformes, Columbidae.
AUUGUGGAAAGGUCACCAGACAAAGAAGCGCAGUGAGCCGGGUCUGAAGGGAGGGAUUGUGUGGUGGGUCUCAGCUCUGCCCUCGCUGAAUCGUUCAUCUGAACAGCAUGAACUUCCCCUGGCCCAGCGAGGACGAGCCCGGUGCUCGCACAGCCCACGAAUCUUGCUAGAUCGGUGGGAACAAACAGGAAUUGUCACAGCAGAAAGCAGACACGGGGGACGAAGGUUACACUCACCUUCUACCUGUGCGAACACACGGCACCCGGGCAAGGCGCUCAGCAGCUCGCACCAAAGGUGCACUGCUGAGCUUUUUGUUCGGGUUUUUUGUUUUAACCUGGUGUUUUUUGAUAGAUUUAGUGCAAUGUUUCUCCCCAACCUUUUUUAAAUUAAAAUUUUAGGAAGGUGGAUAUCAAAUCUUUUAAAAUAUCCUCAAGUUUUAAGGAAUAGCAGGACAAGUGUUCUUCAUUUAGCCUCCUGGCUGCCCUUGCACCUUAGAGAGACACGAGACGCUGCUCAGUUUGUUGUCAGUGUUGGACUCAUUCUGGCAAACAACGCCCCACGCUCUCCCACAGGCACAGAGCGGGGGACGGCGACAGUUGGGGCGCGGGACCCCCGGCAGACCCCAGGAGCCUGAGAAAACCGGACGGGCUGUGUCCUGCCUUCUUCGGAGUUCCCUGAAGGAUUUUUUACACCGCAGGAGAGAAGGGAUGGAGGAAUUGUUAUCUAUUUCAUAAUCAUACUUUACAUGUUUUUGGCCGUGUCCAUUGUGUGCGAUGAUUACUUCCUGCCUUCUCUAGAGAUCAUCAGUGAAUGCCUUGGCCUCUCUCAAGAUGUUGCUGGAGCAACAUUUAUGGCGGCUGGAAGCUCUGCUCCAGAGCUUGUCACUGCUUUUCUAGGAGUCUUUGUGACAAAGGGAGAUAUCGGCAUCAGCACCAUCCUUGGAUCAGCAAUCUAUAAUCUUCUUGGUAUUUGUGCAGCGUGUGGGCUGCUUUCCAGCGUGGUUUCGAGGCUAUCCUGUUGGCCGCUGUUCAGAGACUGCCUGGCAUAUACAAUCAGCGUGGCGGCGGUCCUCGCGAUGAUAUCUGACAACACCAUUCACUGGUAUGAAAGUGCAUCCUUACUAUUGAUAUAUGGGUGUUAUAUUCUGGUACUAUGUUUUGACAUUAAAAUCAACCAAUACCUCAUGAAAAAGUUCAGUCCCUGCUGUACAUGUUUUACAAAAGCUAUGGAAGCGAACGCCGAGCAGCAGCCACUGGUUGGAUGGAGGGAGGAGAGCGGACCUCUGAUUCAUCAACAGUCAAGAACAGACAGCGGGAUUUUUCAAGACGAGCAGGACUACGCUCAGCUUUCAACAAGCCUGCACGGGCUCCAUGAAAUCUCUGAAGAUCAUCCCAGUGUCUUCACCAUGCCCGAGGCAGAUAUGAAGAGAAUUUUGUGGGUGUUAUCCCUUCCCAUUAUUACACUACUCUAUUUGACUGUACCAGAUUGCAGAAGACGGUUUUGGAGGAACUGGUUCAUGGUGACAUUUUUAGUUUCAGCAGCGUGGAUUUCUGCAAUAACUUAUGUUCUUGUAUGGAUGGUGACAAUAGUAGGUGAAACACUGGGAAUUCCAGAAUCAGUAAUGGGUCUGACGUUACUAGCAGCAGGAACAAGCGUACCAGAUACGGUUGCAAGUGUGCUGGUGGCUCGGAAAGGAAACGGAGAUAUGGCUAUGUCUAACAUUGUGGGAUCCAACGUAUUCGAUAUGCUGUGUCUGGGAAUACCCUGGUUUAUAAAAACUGCCUUCAUGAAUAUGUCAGGACCCAUAGAAGUGAACAGCAGUGGUUUGACCUACACAGCCAUUUCUCUCGUCUGUUCUGUCGUUUUUAUUUUGCUGGCAGUUCACCUCAACGGCUGGAAAAUAGAUAAAAAACUGGGAGCAAUUUGCCUUGCACUGUACUUAGUAUUUACUACAUUAUCAAUUUUAUAUGAACUUGGCAUCAUAGGGAACAAUCCUACGAGGGUCUGCGGUAACUAGUUUUAAUCGGUGAUGAUACUGAUGAAAAGAAUAAAAGCAGGAGAGAAAGAUCAGUUUCUUCAUUUAGUCAAAAUAAAACAAAAUAAUUCAAAACUCC